Panicum hallii is the source of this 2148-nucleotide messenger RNA. RefSeq lists its product as uncharacterized. The record is from RefSeq and is a predicted model, not a curated record. The coding region runs from base 79 to 1995 and encodes 638 amino acids. The transcript is spliced from 3 exons. Gene Ontology annotation, molecular function: protein binding. Lineage: Eukaryota; Viridiplantae; Streptophyta; Magnoliopsida; Poales; Poaceae.
UCGUAGUUGCUUGGUAGUGUCUGGCUGCAAAACGAGGAGGAGGACAAGGAUCGGAAGGUCUGGCUGUGCGGGCAUAGGAUGGCUCCUCUUCCUCCCUCCUCCUCCUGCUGCUGCUGCUCCUCCUCCUUCAGCCGGAGCCGCCUCCUCCUCACCACCCCCACUCCUCCUCCAGCUCUCUUCUUCUUCCUAUCGAAGCCGAGGAGGCGGAGGCCUCCACCCCCACCUCGCCUCAUCAGCUCCUGCUGCUCCUCCUCCUCGUCGUCGUACAACGGCUGGUCCGACCUCGCCGCGGCGCCCGACCUUCCCCUCUUUCCCCUCCCGCUACAGCCCACCACCCAUCGCCAUGGCCUUCUCCUCUUCCUCCUCCCCGCCGCCGCGGCAGCCCUCGCCCUCUCCCGCCUUCCUCCCCUCCCCCUCCUCGCCGCCGCCUUCACCGCUGGAUUCGCAGCUAGGCACCUCUCCUCCCCGCCCCCGCAAUCAAAUUCCGCCCUCCUCGCCCAUCUCGAUGCGCAGCUCCGCGCCCUGAGGGGCCACUUGCUUUCUGAAGCCGACCCGGGCCUCCUCGUCCAGGCCGUGGAUCGCCUGCUGGAUGCGGUCGCCGACGCGGCCAGAUUGGCCGCCCAAGGCGAUACCACCCGCGCCGUCUCAGAUGCGCUCCCACCCGUGCUCGGAGCGCUCGGGGAGGUCGGGGACUGUCUCGGUGCCUGGGCUCGCCACGCCGUGCGGGAUCUCAGCCUCAGCUCGCCAAGGAGGAGGCAGCCUACUAAGACCAACAAUGCAGAUGUGUCCAAGGCCAACCAGCCUGCUGCUGCUGCUGCUGCUGCUGCUGCAAGUCCUCAACCGCAACCACAAAAUCCAUCUGUCGCCGCUAAUAUUGCAAGUGGCAUGCUGCAGUUUGACGAGGAUGACAGUGGACUCAAGGCGAAGCUGGGAGAUGCUGGAUUGGAGAGGCUAGUGUUCAAGCACAGGCAUGGCCGUGACCGUGUGCAGGACGAUCCAUUCCAAGCUGCUUCCAGUAGGUUUUCCACCGAAUCAUCUUUGCUUGAGAGGACGCUUGAAAUUCGGGACAGGUCCUACAGGUUCAAGAUUGAGCGCCGUGACACUGGUAGCCAAGUGAAUGAAGCACAAGACAGGGCAGCAGAUGAACACCUUGUUGAUAAUGCCGCUGCUUUGGAUCCUGCCUAUGAUGGAAGUGCCGCUGCCGAUUCGGACAGCGAGGAGUUCAGCCGUAACGUCAAGGAGGCUGCGCAGAUCUUGAGGAAGGUGAGGGAAUCCAUGGUGGCCAUGGCUGAUGAAGAGACUGCAGACGCUCUGCUGUACAAAUCAGCUAGGCUCCUUUCCACAGCUGUAGCUUUGAGGCCAACUAGUCUGGUAGCAGUGGGUCAGCUUGGGAACACCUACCUCCUCCACGGAGAGCUCAAGCUCAAGAUUAGUCGCGAGCUCAGAACGCUCUUGGCCAACAGCGGGGCUUUCCUGAAUGGAAGAGAGCGUGUUUCACGAUCCAGGAAGGUAGAUAGCAGAAUCUUAAGCAGAGAGAGCAUUUCAUCAGCCCUUGUUGAUGUAUGUGAAGAAUGCGAAAGCCUCCUUGUUGAGGCUGGCAGAAGCUACAGGACAGCCCUCUCGAUUGAUUCUGGUGAUGUCAAGGCGUUGUACAACUGGGGGCUGGCACUUAUCUUCCGAGCACAGUUACUUGCUGAUAUCGGACCGGAAGCGGCAGUUGAUGCUGACCAGGUGUAUCUGGCUGCAAUUGAUAAGUUUGAUGCCAUGCUGUCGAGAAGCAACACUUACGCUCCAGAAGCUCUCUACAGAUGGGGCACCACACUGCAGCAGCGAUCCCAUCUUCGGCCUCGGAACAACAGGGAGAAGAUAAGGCUUCUGGAGCAGGCGAAGAGCUUGUUUGAAGACGUGCUGUAUGUGGAAGCAGAUAACAAGAUGGUGAGGGAGGCGCUGUCAUCAUGCAUAUCAGAGCUCAACUACCAUGGCCGAUGGUUAUAGCCUGUUAAUGUUGUUUUUAACAAGCGAGGAAGAGAGGCAUGAGCCAAAUUAGUUAGUAAUAGUUGAUAACAUACAAUGCAACAGGAGUGUUUGUAUGGCUGAACCGAAUAGUACAAUGAAUAAACCACGGUCAAUUUUGAGUUGAAAGAUGCA